Molecule: messenger RNA, 2079 nt
Organism: Physella acuta
Lineage: Eukaryota; Metazoa; Mollusca; Gastropoda; Physidae
Product: sterol carrier protein 2
Molecular function (GO): acyltransferase activity, transferring groups other than amino-acyl groups
Source: RefSeq, a predicted model, not a curated record
UUUUAUGACAUGUUAUUUACUAAAUUGUGUGAACUGUGUAAGAGCAUACUCCGUAUGACUGUGACGCGGUGGAGUAAGACAUCCUGAUCUAGAUUAGUAAAAAAAAGAAACAAUGGCAGCACGGAGAGUUUUUGUUGUUGGUGUUGGAAUGACGAAGUUUGAAAAGCCAGGAAAAAGAGAUGACUUUGAUUAUCCUCAGAUGGCUUUGGAAGCAGGGACUAAAGCACUGGAAGAUGCAGGAAUUAAAUAUGAUCAGAUAGAGCAAGCAUGUGUUGGUUAUGUUUAUGGUGAUACAUGUUGUGGUCAGAGAGCUCUAUAUCAACUUGGUCUGAGUGGAAUUCCAAUUUACAAUGUUAACAAUGCUUGUGCCACAGGGUCAACUGCUCUCUACAUGGCAAAGAACUUGAUUGCUGGAGGACUGGCUGAUUGUGUUAUGGCAAUAGGCUUUGAAAAGAUGGAAAGUGGAUCUUUAAAACCAAAGUGGACUGAUCGCACGAGUCCUAUGGACAAACAUUUACAAGUCAUGAUAGAAACAAGAGGCUUUGACAAAGCACCAGCCACUCCUCAGAUUUUUGGAAAUGCUGGCAGAGAGCAUAUGGAGAAGUAUGGCACAACACCAGACCACUUUGCCAAAAUUGCCUACAAAAACCAUAAGCAUUCAACUAACAAUCCGUAUUCACAGUUCCAAACAGAAUACAGUUUUGAUGAAAUAAAAAACUCACCCAUGAUUUACUAUCCUUUAACUAAGCUUCAGUGUUGCCCAACGUCAGAUGGCUCAGCUUGCGCCAUUCUUGCCAGUGAAGAUUUUGUCAGGAAAAAUGGACUGCAGGCUCAAGCUGUGGAGAUUGUGGCAAUGGAACUAGGCACAGAUGAGCCCAGUGUAUUUAAUGAACUUAGCUGCAUGAAAAUGAUCGGUUUUGAUAUGGCUGAAAAGACAGCUAAAAGGGCUUUUGCAAAAGCAGGCCUGAAGCCAUCCGAUGUUCAAGUUGUGGAGCUCCAUGAUUGUUUCUCAUGCAAUGAACUACUUACAUACGAGGCUCUUGGACUUUGUGGCAAAGGAGAGGCUGGUUCAUUCAUUGAUAAGGGUGAUAAUACUUAUGGAGGAAAAUAUGUUGUUAACCCUAGUGGUGGUCUGAUUUCAAAGGGACAUCCCCUUGGUGCAACUGGAUUAGCACAGUGUUCUGAAUUGUGUUGGCAACUAAGAGGAAUGGCUGGAAAAAGACAAGUUCCCAAUGCUAAAGUAGCUCUUCAGCAUAAUUUAGGACUUGGUGGUGCUGUUGUUGUGUCCCUAUACAAACAUGGGUUUCCAGAGGCUGCUGUACUAAGGAAUAAUAUUCAAGCUGUACCAACCAGCUCAUCUAUUGAAAACGAUUUCAAAUCUUCUGCAAUGUUUUCAGAAAUUAAAAAAGCAUUAGAACAGGAUGGCGCAAACAUUGUUAAAAAGAUGAAAGGUGUUUUUUGUUUCAAAGUCAAAGGACCUGGAAAUAAGGAAGGUGUUUGGGUUGUAGAUGUCAAAAAUGGAAAUGGUGCUGUGAAGUUUGAUUCUGCAGAUAAAGCUGAUACAACUAUCACAAUGGCUGAUGAAGAUUUGUAUAACCUUAUGUUGGGCAAGUUGAACCCUCAGACUGCAUUUUUUCAAGGAAAACUUAAGAUUGCUGGGAAUAUGGGCUUAGCAAUGAAAUUAAAAGAACUUCAACCCAAAUCAGGAUCAAAGCUUUGAAAUUUUCAUAAAUCUUGUUGCUCAUUAUGUGAUUUUUUGAAAAACUUUUUUAUGGGGCCCUUGAAUUGAACACUAUUCCAUGUGUAUUUAUGAGUUAUAUGUAAUGAUACAAUUUUCCCACUGCAUAAAUAUAUCUUUGAUUAAAUACACUAUUAUAAGCAGAUGUUUUUUCUGUAAUCUGUUCUAUUAAAAGAUUUUGUGAUGAAAGAAAAGUUUAUACUAAGUAUUUACAGACACAAGGUGUUUUUUAAAAAUGAAAUCUAACAAAAGGUUUCUAUUAAAUAUUGUUUUAUUUGAUUAAUAUAAAAAAUGUAUAUGGAAUGUGAUUUUUAUAUAAUAAAACAAACAUUUGAACAGUA